Messenger RNA from Penicillium samsonianum, 1506 nucleotides. RefSeq lists its product as uncharacterized. The transcript has 5 exons. The coding region runs from base 1 to 1506 and encodes 501 amino acids. Lineage: Eukaryota; Fungi; Ascomycota; Eurotiomycetes; Eurotiales; Aspergillaceae. The record is from RefSeq and is a predicted model, not a curated record.
AUGUCUGCACCAAUGCGCAAAGAGCACCAAGCAGAUCCAAGACUGGCAUAUCAUCUGAGCUUGUUGAAACUUGACAGCUCCAAUGAGCAGAAAGAAAAAGCCUCUCUUGCCCCCAUUUUCACAGGGUUUGUCCUGAGACAGCCCGAACUAGCUCCACCGCAGUAUGGUCUGCUUGGAGGGGUCAGAAGUAUCGAGACGUCCAGUUAUGCAAGCGCGGAGAACGAAAUCAUUAAAAAGGACCCGAGGCUGUUUUUCAACGUUUCCUCGCCAUCCAGCACUUUUAUUUGCGGCUCUCAGGGCUCUGGAAAAAGUCAUACUCUAUCUUGCAUACUAGAAGGGUGCUUAAUCCUUUCUAAAGCGGGCAGACUUCUAAACCCCCUGACAGCUGUUGUUUUCCACUACGAUACUUUCAUCUGCGACAAUGGUGGUUCGCCCUGUGAGGCCGCAUUCCUCGCAUCCCACUCGAACAUCAAAGUGAGGGUGCUUUGUGCUCCGACCAACCUUCUCACUAUACAGAAAACCUAUUCGAGAUUCAACAUCAAGGUUGAGCCUUUGCAGAUAGACCAAGCUAAUCUGAACAUUAAACGUAUGCUGGAUCUUAUGGCAGUUGGUCAAGGCUCGGGGCCCGUUCCUCUGUACGUGUAUACCGUCCAGAGGAUUCUGCGGGAAAUGCGCCUUUUACAACAAAAGGCAGGAUCCCAAUUUGACUACAAGGACUUCAAGAAAAGAAUCCUUAGUUCUGGCCUUCUUCCAGGUCAGAUCGAGCCUCUGAAGCAACGAUUAGAUACGCUUGAGAGUUUCAUGCCCCCGCAGCAGGCAGCCCUGAACAAGAAAGGAAAUGGAAAGCAGGCGAAUCCUCAAGGAGCAGGCUCUAACUGGACACCGAAGGCCUCACAAUUGACAAUUGUCGACCUCUCCUGUCCGUGUAUCUCUCCUGAUAUCGCUUGCUCACUUUUCAACGUUUGCUUUAGUAUUUUCAUGGAGCAGGAUACCAAGAUUGGCAGAAUAGUGGCCCUUGACGAGGCUCAUAAGUACAUGAAAGAUUCGGUCGAAGCUCGAAACUUUACAGAUACCCUUCUCUCCACUGUUCGCUUACAGCGUCACCUCGGGGCCCGUAUCUUGAUUUCUACCCAAGAGCCAACGAUUUCAAGCGACCUUCUCAGUCUGUGCUCGGUCACUAUUGUCCAUAGAUUUUCGUCCCCUGCGUGGAUACGCGCACUACAGGGCCACGUGGCUGGAGCCGCUUUGGAUGUACAGUCGAAUCAAGAGACGUCGGCCUAUGACGAUGACCACCCGAAAAACGCUGAGAUUGCUAGAAAGUUCUUAUUGUUUCAUAGAAUCGUUCAUCUCCGGGUGGGCGAGGCUUUACUCUUUUCACCGAGUGCCGUUUCUUGUACUGCUUCAGGAGGCUCGCAGGAGCUCAGGAAUCUGGGCUCGGGGUACAUGGUAAUCAAGGUUAGAGACAGACUGACGGAAGACGGUGGGAAAAGCGUUUUAUCUUCUUGA